UUUCCCAUGCUUAACCGACCCUCCGAACCUAGUUAAUUUCUGCGUAGACCUUGGUGAUCUAUCCCACCUCAUUUGGAUAAAUGGCGACUCCAUCUAUUUUGGCACGUGCUUAUGAUCCAGCCAUCGAAGAAGAAGAAGAAGGUGCUUGUGAUCCAAUCAAAGAAGAAGAAGAAGAAGGUGCUUAUGAUCCAAUCAUCGAGGAAAACCACAAGGAAGAAGAAGCAGCAGAAGAAGGUGAUGUUUGUAUUUCUAAUGGUUAUCAUAGAGAUGACCAGGAUAAUGGUAGUGAUGAUCAUGGAGAUGGAUAUGAUGAGAAUCUAGAGAGAAGGGUAGAAGCCUUCAUUACUAAGGUCAUUGAGGAAUGGAGGAAAGAGAAGUCGAUGGAGAAUGAUCAUGGAGAUGGAUAUGAUGAGAAUCUAGAGAGAAAGGUAGAAGCCUUCAUUACUAAGGUCACUGAGGAAUGGAGGAAAGAGAAGUUGAUGGAGAAUGAAGAAAGGGCCGGUAUAAGCUUUUACCAUCUCUGAUAAAUUGUCCUAAAUACACCCAACCCCAACUU
Messenger RNA from Rubroshorea leprosula, 556 nucleotides. Lineage: Eukaryota; Viridiplantae; Streptophyta; Magnoliopsida; Malvales; Dipterocarpaceae. The record is from the annotation of a GenBank genome assembly.